Phragmites australis (common reed) is the source of this 1344-nucleotide messenger RNA. RefSeq lists its product as uncharacterized. NCBI's taxonomy places the organism in Eukaryota, Viridiplantae, Streptophyta, Magnoliopsida, Poales, Poaceae. The coding region runs from base 1 to 1344 and encodes 447 amino acids. The record is from RefSeq and is a predicted model, not a curated record. The transcript has a single exon.
AUGCCCAACUCCACCUCCCAUAGCUCUGAGGAUGACACCAGCAGCGAUGACCACAUCGCCCAACAGAUCGAAAACGAUUUUGACGAUCGUUUCGCUGCCGCAAUGGAUGCUCAAAUCGAAGGUCAGCUACUUGGCACGUCUCGCUGCCGCCGCCGCCCCGGCGGUACCCGAAGAUACAUAGAAAGAAAUCGUGAAGAAGCCCAUCAACGUCUAGUGGCAGACUACUUCUCUGAUGCACCAGUCUACACCGAUGCUAUGUUCCGUCGUAGGUAUCGGAUGAGAAGGCCCUUAUUUCUGCGUAUUGUGGAAGCACUUGGUCAGUGGUCUCCAUAUUUUCGUCAAAGGACAGAUGCCUUAAAUAAAAAAGGAUUCUCACCUCUACAGAAAUGCACAGCAGCUAUGCGGAUGUUGGCUUAUGGUUGCGCUGCUGAUUCCCUUGAUGAAUCCCUCCGAAUUGGUGCAAGCACAGUAUUAGAGAGCUUAAAGAAAUUUGUUAAAGGAGUGAACGAGGUAUUUGGUCCAGAUUAUCUUCGAAGAGCCACACCUGGAGACAUUCAACAAAAGCUUCAAAUGGGACAAGCUCAUGGCUUUCCAGGCAUGCUGGGGAGCCUUGAUUGCAUGCACUGGGAAUGGAAAAAUUGUCCUACAGCAUGGCAAGGACAAUUCACUCGUGGUGAUUACGGAGUCGCUACUGUCAUGCUUGAAGCAGUCGCCACUCACGACCUUUGGAUAUGGUAUGCCUUUUUUGGUGUCGCAGGAUCAAACAACGACAUUAAUGUCCUGAACCAAUCGCCGUUGUUCACUAAAGUCCUGCAAGGGAGAGCUCAUCCGGUUCAAUUUGUUGUGAAUGGAAAGCAGUACAAGAUGGGUUACUACUUGGUGGAUGAAAUAUAUCCUGAAUGGGCAGCAUUUGUCAAAUCAAUUACUGCCCCUCAAAGUGCUAGAGAUAAAUUAUUUGCAAAGAAACAAGAAGCGGCGAGAAAGGAUGUUGAACGGGCAUUUGGAGCUUUACAAUCUCGCUUCGCCAUCCUACGAUAUGCAGCCCGUUAUUGGCACCGAUCAACACUUAGCGAAAUCAUGUAUGCUUGCAUUAUAUUGCAUAACAUGAUAGUUGAAAAUGAACGAGAUUCGUAUACUCAUGCUGGCAGGUAUGACUUGAAUUAUGAUCAGGGGGGUGAUCAUCCUAUACCAGAAGCAGAGUACCACCAAGGACCUAUUGAUGGGUUCAACAAUCUGCUGGAAAGAAAUGAUGACAUCCGUGAUAGAUCGAAGCAUAUCCGACUGAAAAAAGACUUAAUUCAGCAUAUUUGGGAUAGAUUUGGAGGUGGUCAGUCGAACAAUUAG